Molecule: messenger RNA, 1386 nt
Organism: Aspergillus niger
Lineage: Eukaryota; Fungi; Ascomycota; Eurotiomycetes; Eurotiales; Aspergillaceae
Exons: 2
Coding region: 1-1386 (461 amino acids)
Source: RefSeq, a predicted model, not a curated record
AUGUCUUCACUUUCAGGGCCUUCCAUGGGCUUCAACGAUCCUGAACGUCUGAAAUUAAUAACGGGAAUUCUAGAAUCUAUAAGGUCAUACGAGCUAGCCGCGGACAUCCCCCAAGGAACCCUACAGAUCAGUACACCGAUUUGGUUUGGGAUGUGGCUCGCAGAUAUAUCGGAACUCCAAUGGUAUUCCCGAGAAUUUGAUCGUGAUGUGAUGACGACGUUGUUGCGACACAACGGGGGGAGCUUCGCAAGAAUUCUUACAAUGUGUACAUAUAGUAUCUUUGCUUACGAGCAAAUGGGCUCACCUAGGAUUAUAGAUCUACCCGGGUCUGGAACAGGAGAAAAGUUCGCAGCGUCACAACCAGGGACAGGUGCAGUCACCCCAGUACGGAGUAUGGAAAGCUCCUUAGCAAACAGUCCUACGGCAUCUCGUAUAGCGCCAAUAACGACGCCUGCAGAAAGUUCCCCAGCCCAGCCCGUCGCAAAGAAGCGCAAAUAUGAAGCUAUGGAGCCUCCUAGCUCUCCCAGUAUAUCAAGUAAGAUUAAGAAGGAGAUCAACAGGAAAGAUUGCCUUGAUCGGGAUCGAGUUUGUAUCAUCUCCAAGGCGACAGAUCCCUUGCAUGCCGCCCAUAUAAUACCGGCUUCGGUUUGUGACACUACUACACCUACCAAGAAGCUCAAGUUCCUCGAAUUUAAAGCCUUGCUGAGGAUGUUUUGGUCGCAAGAGACAAUCCAGAGAUGGCUCGAAGGCAAGAAGAGUAUCCUCAUGUCAGUAGGAAAUCUAGUAGCUCUGAGUCCCACUUGUCAUACAUAUUGGGACAGAGCGCUGUUUGGUUUGAUGCCAUUCCGGGUAUCAGAAGACCAUAAGUCCAUGGAAUUGCAUUUUUACUGGCUAUGUGGCAAGGGACUUCCCGCUACCGGCAAUUCAUCGCUCCUGAUCAAUGACAGUGAAGGAAAUUCUACUAUAUCACCAAUAAUGAUGCCUGAAACAGGCCAGAAGGGAGGAAGAGCGCACCAUGUUGAUGUAGCCACUCCUAAUCUGAAACUCUACAAUAACGAUUCAGAUACUGUCAUCUGCUCAGGGGAUACCAUUAUUAUCACAACACCAGAUCCCCAAAACCUACAGCUUCCUGAUGAAGGUUUCUUUGCCCUCCAGUGGACACUCCAUCGGCUGGCUGCAAUGUGCGCUGGUGCAGGCUGGCAGCCAGCCGAUAGAGACGAUGAUGAGGAUGAUGAUGACGAUCUGUGUCUCGAUAAUUCAGUUGAAAGCCCUACACCAAUUUCAGAACGGGUUAGCAAAUGUCACUUGAGAGAGGUUAAGAAGUCUUAUUUCCAAAAGGCCAUGGCAGAUGCACUCAGCUCGUGGAAUGUCGAUCAUGCCUACUGA